AUGGCUGUUGGAAUUUUGAAAGUUAAAGGAAACAAAGUCGUUGACAACGAUGGAAACGAAGUUCUUCUCCGUGGUGCCGCUAUUGGCGGUUGGAUGAAUAUGGAGAAUUUCAUCACUGGUUACCCAGGUCAUGAGUCGCAACAUCGUGCUGCUAUGCGGAGAGUCUUAGGGCCAGAGAAGUACGAAUUCUUUUUCGACAGAUGGCUCGAGUAUUUCUUCACUGAGGCGGACGCCAAGUUCUUUGCUGGGCUGGGACUGAAUUGCAUACGGAUCCCGUUCAAUUAUCGCCAUUUUGAGGAUGAUAUGAACCCACGGGUACUGAAGGAAUCUGGUUUCAAACAUUUGGAUCGGGUGAUAGAAUUGUGCGCAAAAGAGAAGAUAUACACCAUUCUGGAUAUGCACACCGCUCCUGGUGGACAGAACGGGGACUGGCAUUCUGAUAACCCGACCAGCUACGCUGCUUUCUGGGAUUUCAAGGAUCAUCAAGACCGGACAGUAUGGCUGUGGGAGCAGAUUGCAGCACGAUACAAGGACAAUCCAUGGGUUGCUGGAUAUAACCCUCUGAAUGAGCCGUGCGAUCCGGAGCACGUCCGUCUUCCGGCUUUCUAUGAGCGCGUUGAGAAAGCCAUCCGAGCUAUUGACCCAGAUCAUAUCCUGUGGCUGGAUGGAAACACGUUCGCCAUGGAGUGGAAAGGCUUCGAUAAGGUUCUUCCGAACUGCGUUUAUGCUAUGCAUGACUAUUCUUCAAUGGGUUUUCCUACCGGAGAGCGAUACAAGGGAACCCCAGAGCAAAAGGAACACCUAGAACGGCAGUACCUUCGCAAAGCCGAAUUCAUGAACAAAAACGGGACAGUAAUCUGGAACGGCGAGUUUGGCCCCGUCUACGCCAAUCCCCGUACGGAAGCAGAGGCAGAAACCAUCAACCAAGAACGUUACAGCCUUCUGGGAGAGCAGCUUCGUAUCUAUGACAAGUACAAAAUCCACUGGUCUAUCUGGCUGUACAAGGACAUUGGCCUGCAGGGUAUGAUCCACACAAGCCCAGACAGCAAAUGGAAUAGGACGAUUCAGCCCUUGCUUGAGAAGAAAAAGAAGUUCUGGCUUGAUGCAUGGGGCAGAGAGCCAUUCGCGGAGCCUGAAGCAGCGCUCAAGCCACUGGUUGAUUGGAUCGACAAGGUCAGUCCAACGGCAAAGGAAACGUACCCGACCCCAUGGAAUACGGAGCGUCACCUACUGCGGAACGUCUUCCAGACAUUCUUGGCAGCAUCUUUUGUGAACGAGUUCGCGGAGCUAUUUAGAGGAAUGGAUGAGAAGGAGUUAGACGAGUUGGCACAUAGCUUUCACUUUGACGAGUGUGAGCAGCGAGGGGGACUGAAUGAGAUCCUGAGGGAACAUGCUCGUGCAACGAAGCACUGA
Messenger RNA from Aspergillus fumigatus Af293, 1413 nucleotides. It is a transcript of the gene exg3, whose product is annotated as glycoside hydrolase family 5 protein. Gene Ontology annotation, cellular component: extracellular region; cell surface. Lineage: Eukaryota; Fungi; Ascomycota; Eurotiomycetes; Eurotiales; Aspergillaceae. The record is from RefSeq and is a predicted model, not a curated record. Gene Ontology annotation, molecular function: beta-glucosidase activity. Gene Ontology annotation, biological process: glucan catabolic process.